GAAACCGCCUCCGAACCGCCCACAUAAACAAAUUUUACACGUUCCGCUGUUUUCGGGAUUUGCAGUUGUUUAUGUCAAAUGUCGGCAUUGCUUACACGCGUUUUAUCUUGUGUUUGAUUUGUCGUUAGAGUUUGCUCAGUGAUGUCUUUUAUUGUUUGUAUAUCAAUUUAUCAAGAUUUAUUGUCAUCAAACAUGUAAAUCUGGUGUAGCAAACAAGGGUCUGCAAUUUGGAGAAGCAAUGUUUACUUUAGUCAACCUGGUUGAUGGGUUGAUGUAUUUAUGGCGUCAACAACAAAGUACCACUAUUUCAAAAUUGCAUAGUCGAAUGGAUUUUGCAGAUAUGGAGGACAAACGAGAAAUAAAGUCACCUGAGAAAACAAAAGUGGAAAUGUGUCAGAUCAUUCAGUCAAGCCACAUUGAUAAAUAUGGACAUCUAAGUUGUGGUCAAUUAUUAAAAUGGGUGGACAUUUCUGCAUGCUUGGCAGCUGAAAAACUCGCUGGUUGCUCCUGUGUAACUGUAUCAGUUGACGAUCUCUAUUUUGAGGAUCAAGUUCAUCUUGGUGAAAUCAUUUGUUUAAAAAGUAAAGUUAAUAGAGCUUUCAACACAAGCAUGGAGGUUGGAGUGCAGGUGACGAAAGAGCAUCUUGGAGGAGAGAAGAAAACUAUUUGUGAAGCUUUUUUGACAUUUGUAGCUUUGAACAGGGCUGGAAGAAAGAUAAAACUGCCACCAUUUUUAUGUGAAUCUCAUUCUGAGGAAAUUUGUUACUCACUUGCGGAAGAAAGAAAGCGAGUAAGAAUAAGCCACUCAAAAACUAUAACACAUUUGGUGGAGAGUUAUGAGGCUGACUGUACAGAAUCAGAUGAAGAAGAGACUAUUGAUGGACCAGUUGUAAAUGGCUUGUUGACUAGAGUUGAAAGUGUUGAACUCGUACUUCCGCAACAUGCUAAUCAUCACGGUAAUACUUUUGGGGGACAAAUAUUAGCAUGGGUUGAAAAUAUUGGAUCAAUUAGUGCAGCUCGGUUUGUGAAGGAUGUAGUCAAGUUACGAUCGGUCGAUAUGGUACAUUUCAGAGGUUCAAGUCAAGUCGGAGACAGAAUUGUAUUGCAAGCAAUUGUGAACUGUGCCUUUGAGAAAAGUUUAGAAGUUGGUGUGAGAGUUGAUGCUUACAAUUGUGAAGAGGGAGAAAUUGGUGAAUUGAGACACAUUAAUAGUGCAUUCUUGACAUUUGAAUCAGAGUUGGAACUUCCUGCACUCAACUAUAACCAUGAUGAAGAUGGUAUUAGACGUCAUCGGGAGGCUAUUGCUCGAGGAAAGAUACGAUUAGAUCGUCGUUAUAUAUUGUCUGGUAAAAGGAAAGAAAAACUAUCUGUUGUUUUGAAUGAAAAUAAUCUCAUGUAUCUCAGUUUGAAUAACAUAAGUACAAUGAGUGAACUCGCUUCAAAAACUGACUGGAAGAAAGUUUCAAGCGAAGAUAAGUUAACGUUGAGCACCCUUGAAAGUGACGGAAUUUUAACAUUCAAAGUUCAUAAAAAACUCUGCAGUUCAAAGGUCACAGAUUAUCAUGCUUACAAAAUUCUCAGUGAUCCACGACAAAGAACACAAUGGGAUCCCUUGAUGGAGAGUUGUGAUCUGAUAAGAGGUGAACCUGGCAUUGACGACUGCGUUUAUCACACUGUGAUGAGAUCAAGCGUUAACGAAGAUGAAAAUGUGAAGAGAAGAAAUUAUUUUGAUUUACUUUAUUCAUGCAGAGAACCAACAAUCGAAGGAGAGCCCUAUAUCAUAGCAAUGAGAUCAGUUGUUGUCGAAGGAGGUGGAUUAUCGAAUGAGAUUGAUCAUGAAAAAUUGGAAGUUGCUUGUGCUGGAUUCACAAUUUAUCAAGAGCCUGGACAGAAUACAGAGAUAUCUUACUACAAUGAAACAAACCCUAAACUUGUGUCGUAUAUAACACGAGAUGUUGCUGGAUUCAGUAAAUUGUAUUCGAUAAUUUAUAAAAAGAUGGAGAAAUAUAUUGUUGAUAAAUUAAUUGAUUAAUAGCUCUUUUUGUAUGAUAUUUUAAAAUGUUUCAUGGAUUGAAAUUUUUUACUUAUUCAUGAUUGCAAAAACUACCAGUAAUUUUUUGAUGUUCUUACCUUUUUAUAAUUUAACAUUUUGUAAUAUUGAUGUGUUCCUGUAAAAUAUUUGUUAUUUGAAGCUGCAAUGCCAUGCUAGAGUGUAGCAUGACAUUCAAGAUUUUGUAAAUUGUGGAUCUUCAUCUAAAAGUAAAUUUUUUUUUUUGUGAUCAAAUCCAACUUUUACAUAUAAAAUAUAUUAUAAGUAGGCUAACCAAAUUUUUUGUUCCAAUUUUAGCUGCUAUAAUGCUAUACUUGAAAUAUUUUCUUGAGGAAGCAUUAAUUUGAAGUUUAGUAUUUUUAUUGAAUUCCUUGCGUUUCUCAUUGCCAAGGAAUUGAUUUAAAUGAUUCCAUUCUGAUCAGCUUUCAUAGUUAAAAUGAAUAAACUCAGUGGGCAUUUUGCAAGCAUUUUCGUUAAUAUUGAACUAUUCCUGAGGCAAUAAUUUGUAUGAUUUUUUUAUAUUGCGGGUGCAUAUAACUUUGAAAAGGUGAACAAUAGAUGCAAUAUGCAUCUAAUAGUUUUAUUAUUUCAUGAACAACUUUAUUCAUAACAAUAUAUAUAUGUUUUAUCCUUCACUAUUUUAAUGAUUAUUUUGUUUGUAAAAUUCAGGUUCUAAAUUCACAGUUAUUGCAUGAAUAUUUUUGAUAAUUUUUCAUCUGAUUUUGUCAUGUUCGUUAUAUACUGCAUAACUACACCAAUGUUCCUUGCAUAUGUGGUUCUGUUUUUCAAGCUUUCAAAGUAAACAUUAAUGCAGUAGUA
Messenger RNA from Styela clava, 2869 nucleotides. RefSeq names its product acetyl-coenzyme A thioesterase-like. Lineage: Eukaryota; Metazoa; Chordata; Ascidiacea; Stolidobranchia; Styelidae. Gene Ontology annotation, biological process: acyl-CoA metabolic process. The record is from RefSeq and is a predicted model, not a curated record. Gene Ontology annotation, molecular function: long-chain fatty acyl-CoA hydrolase activity; lipid binding. Gene Ontology annotation, cellular component: cytoplasm; cytosol.